GUUUAGUCCAACUCACUGGCGACCUGCAUUUCAACUUACGCUGUUCUUCAGCUACUGUCAUAAUACACCUUUCCUCACCACAAAACCACCUAGAGACCUUCUUGCACCCGUUGAAAAUUGACCGAUCCCUGCGACUCGACCACCUUAAGCGACCCUCCUUUACAAGACUUCCACCAUGGCUGAUUCCCUAACCGAAGAACAAGUCUCUGAAUUCAAGGAGGCGUUCUCUCUCUUCGACAAGGAUGGCGAUGGCCAGAUCACAACAAAAGAGCUGGGGACUGUCAUGAGGUCACUGGGCCAAAAUCCCUCCGAAUCUGAACUGCAAGACAUGAUCAACGAAGUGGAUGCAGACAACAAUGGCACGAUUGAUUUCCCAGAAUUCUUGACGAUGAUGGCCCGCAAAAUGAAGGACACCGACUCUGAGGAGGAAAUUCGAGAGGCGUUCAAGGUGUUCGAUCGCGAUAACAAUGGCUUCAUUUCAGCAGCUGAACUCCGUCAUGUCAUGACUUCAAUCGGCGAAAAACUCACAGACGAUGAAGUCGACGAAAUGAUUCGGGAGGCUGACCAAGAUGGCGACGGCCGCAUUGACUACAACGAAUUCGUACAAUUGAUGAUGCAGAAAUGAGUGAUGACAGUCAACCGAGAUGUGCAGCACAAAGCUUCAGGAAGUUUAGAGCGGAUGGAAGGAUCGAAUAUUUCGCUACCAAUAUUGAAGGCAGGAGCAGCACCUGCUCCGCUAUCAUAGAACCACAGGGGUCGUCAAGCAGAGAGCUUGCCUAGCCAGCAGAAGAGACCAUCAGAGCCAAUCCUAUUCGUAUCUCCGCCGCUUCCCUUCGUGGCCUCUUGGAUCCAUAUCACAUCGGAUUCGUUUACACAUUCAUGGGUAUCCUAGGUGGUCGUAAUGUUGACAGCAUUGUUUUCGUGCAGCAGCA
Exophiala xenobiotica is the source of this 932-nucleotide messenger RNA. RefSeq names its product calmodulin. Gene Ontology annotation, molecular function: calcium ion binding; enzyme regulator activity. Gene Ontology annotation, cellular component: central plaque of spindle pole body. Gene Ontology annotation, biological process: spindle pole body organization. The transcript is spliced from 6 exons. NCBI's taxonomy places the organism in Eukaryota, Fungi, Ascomycota, Eurotiomycetes, Chaetothyriales, Herpotrichiellaceae. The record is from RefSeq and is a predicted model, not a curated record. Bases 176 to 625 code for a protein of 149 amino acids.